Magallana angulata is the source of this 1747-nucleotide messenger RNA. RefSeq lists its product as uncharacterized. The record is from RefSeq and is a predicted model, not a curated record. The coding region runs from base 592 to 1368 and encodes 258 amino acids. The transcript has 5 exons. NCBI's taxonomy places the organism in Eukaryota, Metazoa, Mollusca, Bivalvia, Ostreida, Ostreidae.
CAAAUAUGAAAAAGCCCAUCUUUGCAAUGCUUUGUUAACUAGCAUAUAUUUUAUAUCAAUACAUAGGUACUUGAAGCACGGCUUUCACGGAUCGAUAGCAACAGAUGGUAGUGCUUCGCCGUAAGAAGCUGAUCGUACGCUAUUCAGGCAAUUCAGUUUCAUCGUGUACUACUACCUUAACACUGUCAGAGCGGUUGCUCGCCUAUAACAGCGAUUGGACUACAUGUUUUCAUUGUUUGAACAAAACCGAUUUGAACGAAUUGGAUAAUCCAAUGCUAAUCCAUGGUUCGAGAAAACCGAUCGCUAUUUAAUGCCGCUCCUCGUAACUGUUUCUGCACAAGGAUCACUGCUGUGUGGUAGCCUCAUGAUGCAGGAAUCACAUUCAUUCAGUUAAUAAUUGACGAUGGGAGACCUGCUUCAAGAUGAUGUACUAUAAUCACCUUUCGGUGCAUCAGCAAGAUUAACCGUCAAAAAAAAAAAUUGGAGGGAAAAGGAACAGUUAAAUGUUUUGACAAUGAAGGUACCACAUUCUCUUUCCGUAUGGCAAAGGAUUUAAUUUCUCCGUGGAUCAAUAACAGAAAAUAAUGUAGCAUGGCGGCAAUGUUAGCAAAGGACUUUGCGGCGAUAUUUUUCAUCGUUCUUUUUGGAGGAUUAUUCAUUUUUAUUUGUAUCAUUUCCGCAAUUAAAGCAGUCAGAGAUCGGAGAAAGAUCAAGAAAUUCAUAAAGGCCAAAGAGGAAGCAUUGCGGGCCGUCAGACUAAAACGACAAGCCUAUAUUAACAUGGGCCAGAUCGACGAAUCGCCAAAACACGUCGUUUCCGACAAAAAUAAAGAAAACGUGUCCUUCCAAUAUAAAGAAACCGAAUCGCAAAAAAGUAACAACGAAAAGAGUCCUUGUGGUCCUACUUCUAUAAAUAACAGCAGGUCACCGCCAAAGUACGAAAAGACAUCAACAAAUCUUAACAAUGAGGGAAAUUCACCACAAAAUUCCGUAUAUUCAAUCGACACAUCGUUACGUCAUAUUGCUUCCAUGGAAAGUCUUACAGAUGGCGUCAUGAAGUCCUUUGAGGACCGCCACGGACCUACAAUACAAAAAAACAAUAAGAGUUCGGUGUCGGACAAUUUACAACGAUCCCCUCCGCGGAGUGUGUCUAGUUCCUCUCCAGGAAGUGCAAACAUGACGCUACCGGAAGAUUACGUCAACGCGACAAAAACGUUACGUCGUUACUCAUAUCAAGUGGCGUGCAGAGAACCGAAUAUUGAAAAGGCCGCGCCGCAAUUUGCAAAGUCAGACGUCAUUAUAAAAACCUACAGGAACAACAAUGUUGCUUUUGAAAACGUUGCGUAUAAUUGUGAUAGGAAUCCGUGAUUCUAAUUAUUGUUACUUUUUCUACAAAAAUGCACACCUUAAUUAAUUGAAAUGUAGUUUCAUCACAAAUAGACCUGAGGCCAAUUAACAACAACACCAAGGUCUUUUUUCACAAUAUAUUUAUAUGCACCUAUUGUUAUGAAUUCAUUUUCACAUAAUGUAACAGGCAGUAUCCAAGACUGUUAAGUCUGGUUGGAAGGACAGAACAAUGAAAUAUUCACACUGUUAGCUCUAUAACAAGCACCUGUCUACAGCUUCCUUUGCCAUGAAUGUCUAAGUGCUCCGUCUCAUUUAUAACCUUGCCAUAACAAAAUUGUUUUAUACACAUUAUGGUAUAUAUAACAAACAACUUUUUCUAUUAUAAAUUACACAUAAAACU